CUCUUGCCCUUGUUUGCCCUGGCACACCAAGUUGUCAACCACUCACCGGCGUCGAGAUCUGGCCUUCACGGUUGAACCGUCAACUCUAAUAACCUUUCAACAUUUCCGAAACCCUUUGGCUUCCAACUUUCUCACGGCCUUUGAUCUUUCUUCUUCCCACUCAACGCAAACAGCAGACUAAAAAGUAGCCAACAACCUACACACGUCCUCCCCAACAUGUGGAUCAUCAAUUGGUGUAAGCGACCCUCUCUUCCACUCUUGGUUCGAACGCUGUGGCAAUGAAGACAGUUUCACUGACAACCCUUCUCCUCCAGUCUAUGAUGUUCUUGCAUCACUCGGUCUCCUCAAUAAACAUGCCAAACUUCUCUUCCUCGGUCUGGAUAACGCAGGAAAAACAACUCUGUUGCACAUGUUGAAGAACGAUCGAGUUGCUAUCCUGCAACCCACCUUACAUCCUACAUCUGAAGAGCUCGCUAUUGGAAACAACAGAUUUACAACGUUCGAUUUGGGUGGUCACCAGCAAGCCCGCCGACUCUGGCGUGAUUAUUUCCCCGAAGUCUCCGGCAUCGUGUUCCUGGUUGACGCAAAGGACCACGAGCGACUCCCAGAAUCGAAGGCGGAGUUGGAUGCAUUGCUAGCAAUGGAAGAUUUGGCCAAGACACCUUUCCUCAUCCUCGGCAACAAGAUCGAUCAUCCCGAUGCCGUUUCCGAAGACGAACUGCGACACCAAUUGGGAUUGUACCAGACGACGGGCAAGGGUAAAGUCCCAUUGGAGGGUAUCAGACCGAUCGAGGUGUUUAUGUGCAGUGUGGUCAUGAGACAAGGAUACGGCGAGGGUAUCAGGUGGCUGUCACAAUACGUCUAAGCAUCAAUCGAGCAAUUCCCUCGAGCAACUCCCUUGCAAGCAACCUACUUAACCAUAUGCCAUGAAUGAGCUCCAGUCCAUCACGUUGCAUCUGCAAGAAUCUGCACUUUCCCAGACAUAUAAUUCUUGCCCCACACAGAGAAGAAUUUUGUUCUGCAUAUUACACCAUGCCUCACAGCUCCCCAUCCCCCUUACUUCCUCCACCCACCCCCACCCCCAAACCCAUACACCGGGCCCUGUCUAGAACACAAUCCCUUCCAAACUUUGACCCAGAAUAAGAGUUCAAGCAAGCAGGCGAUGGCAGUGCCCGAUGGCGAUGACGACGACAUCGCCAUCGUCAUCGUCCUGUUCCUCAAACAGUCCAUAUCAUCAAGCAAUGAGGAUCGAUGACGCUUGAGGACUCAUGACAUGAGCCAUAGAAUCUGUAUGCUACUUAGAGCCUUUGUUUUCUCUCCAGUCUUCCCACAAUGGGCUCCUGGACUGUCCUGUGAUGCACGCAAUCAAUGUUGCAGUUUGAGUCCGUUGUGUCAAGAAUUCAUUAUGCUCCAAGUGUUAUCUGUCCGUCCAUUUUUGUUUGAUCUCCGUGUCUGCCUUGUUAUCAAG
Exophiala mesophila is the source of this 1468-nucleotide messenger RNA. Its product is annotated as small COPII coat GTPase sar1, variant. The record is from RefSeq and is a predicted model, not a curated record. Gene Ontology annotation, cellular component: endoplasmic reticulum exit site; COPII vesicle coat. Gene Ontology annotation, molecular function: GTPase activity; GTP binding. Gene Ontology annotation, biological process: membrane organization; intracellular protein transport; endoplasmic reticulum to Golgi vesicle-mediated transport. The coding region runs from base 410 to 865 and encodes 151 amino acids. The transcript is spliced from 5 exons. NCBI's taxonomy places the organism in Eukaryota, Fungi, Ascomycota, Eurotiomycetes, Chaetothyriales, Herpotrichiellaceae.